UAGAAGAACACUUGGCAAGAUGGCGUCUACCGCAUUGAAUGAUGAGAUUCAAUAUGUUUCAUACUACAAUAUUCGACAUAUACUGCUUCAUGGUUAUGUCGGUCCAUUCGUUACAUUAUAUAUUGUUUGGUUCUACAACUGGACCAUUGUUUAUGGACUUGAGGAAUAUUUUGAAGCCGGACUUAUCGUUUUAGCUGGCAUCGGCUUAAUUCAGAUUUUGACGUCGCUGUUUUGCUUGUGGUCUGUUGACGUGAGAUGCCUAUUCACUUGUUCAAAAACUGCUAGUCCAGAUGAUGCAUCCUGGGUGAAAGUUGUGCCAACACCAAACAAUGGAUCAACAGAACUUGUUAGGCUGCAUAAAGCUAGGGAAGAUGAUGAGGAUUUCAUCUGGUUUAAUUUUCAAAAAACGAAGUAUCUGUAUGAGAGGGAUAAAAAACAGUUUGUGCCCCUCGAUUUCCCAGUGUCAGAGACUAUACAGACCUAUAUGGAGAGUAAAGGUUUACAGGAAGAACAUGAUAUCAAACAUGCAGAAAAUACCUUUGGUAAAAAUCUAAUGGAGAUGGAUAUACCAAGGUUUAUGGAGUUGUUUCAGGAGAGAGCGACAGCUCCUUUCUUUGUGUUCCAAGUGUUCUGUGUGGGUCUCUGGUGUCUGGACGAGUACUGGUAUUACAGUGUGUUUACAUUGUUUAUGCUUGUUGCAUUUGAAGCAACACUUGUUCAACAACAGCUUCGUAACAUGGCAGAAAUCAGAAAAAUGGGAAUAAAACCAUAUCUUAUAAAUGUAUACAGAAACAGAAAAUGGCGACCUAUAUUAACUACAGAACUUGUUCCAGGGGAUAUUGUUUCAGUUGGGCGUUCCCAUGAGGACAGGCUGAUACCGUGUGAUUUGCUGUUACUGAGAGGACCAUGUAUAGUAGAUGAAUCAAUGUUAACUGGAGAAUCUGUUCCAGUUAUGAAGGAACCAGUGGAAAUUUUGGAACCAGACCACGUGUUGAACCUGGAGGUAGAUGGCAAACUUCAUGUACUGUUUGGAGGGACAAAGGUUGUACAGCAUACACCACCCAGUAAAACAUCCACAGGCAUGAAAGCUACAGACAAUGGAUGUAUAGCCUAUGUUUUACGUCACAGUUUCAACACAAACCAAGGGAAGCUACUGCGUACGAUUCUGUAUGGUGUGAAAAGAGUGACAGCAAAUAAUCUCGAGACAUUUUUCUUCAUUCUGUUCCUGCUUAUCUUUGCUGUCAUUGCUGCAUCAUAUGUCUGGAUCAAAGGUACAGAGGAUCCUGACAGAAACAGAUAUAAGCUAUUUUUAGAAUGUACACUGAUUCUGACAUCAGUUGUUCCCCCUGAAUUACCUAUAGAACUUUCCCUGGCUGUCAAUACAAGUUUACUGGCCCUUACUAAACUUUAUGUGUACUGUACAGAGCCAUUUAGGAUACCUUUUGCUGGAAAGAUAGAUAUAUGUUGUUUUGACAAGACUGGUACACUUACAGCUGAUAACCUUGUUGUUGAAGGUGUAACAGGUCUCAAAGGUAACGAGAUACAGCCAGCUAUAGAAGCUCCUAUGGAGACGGUACAUGUGCUGGCUACAUGUCAUGCACUAGUACAGCUAGAUGAUGAACUGGUAGGAGAUCCACUAGAGAAAGCCACGCUCAAAGCUGUUGACUUCACUCUCACUAAAGGAGAGACAGUAAUACCACAGAGAAGGAAGACACAUGGUUUGAAAAUAUUUCAUCGUUAUCAUUUCUCAAGUGCCCUAAAACGUAUGUCUGUGAUUGCUGGACACACUCCUCCUGGAUCUAUGGAAACGGAAUACAUCUGUGCAGUAAAGGGGGCUCCAGAGACAUUGAAACCUAUGUUCAGUAAUCCACCAAGUCAUUAUGAUGAGGUGUACCUUGAGAUGGCGCGCCGAGGGGCACGAAUUCUUGUCCUUGGAUACAAAAAGCUUGGACAUCUUUCACAUCAACAGCUGAAGGUGAUGACUCGAGAUGAGGUGGAAUGUGAUCUAGAGUUCUGUGGCUUUGUUGUUAUUUCGUGUCCAUUGAAGUCCGACUCAAAGGCAGUAAUCAAAGAAAUCCAGAAUGCUUCACAUCAUGUUGCCAUGAUAACAGGAGAUAAUCCACUUACAGCAUGUCAUGUUGCCAAAGAAUUGAGAUUUACACGUAAAGAACAUACACUUGUUCUACUGCCACCGAAGAACUCUGAGACAGAAUGGUACUGGAAGUCCAUAGACGAUAGUGUUACGUUACCUCUACAGCCAAGUGGUGAUUUACGGAAACAGCUGAUUGAGAAAUAUGAUCUCUGUUUGACGGGAGAGGCACUGACAUUUCUGCAGAGUCAUUCCAAGAAACUGUGGCACGUCUUACUGCCCAAUGUGAAGGUAUUUGCAAGAGUGGCACCGAAACAGAAAGAAGUGGUGAUAACAACAUUGAAAAGUCUAGGUUUUAUAACACUGAUGUGUGGAGAUGGUACAAACGAUGUGGGAGCCCUAAAACAUGCUCAUGUUGGUGUAGCUUUGUUAACAAAUGCACCAGAACGAAUGCCAGAGAAAAAACAGAAGAAGGAGGAGGAGAAUGAGGCCGGCCCAUCACACCCCAAUCAUAUGGCAGAGAAACUGGCAGCCAGGGGAGGGGGUAAAGCUGUAGGUCGGGCAGCCAAACAGAGAGCUAUAGCAAGGGGAGAUAACAUGGCACCAUCACAGAAAAGGUUACAGAAUAUGUUGAAAGAGUUAGAUGAAGAAGAAAAGGCAGCUGUAGUUAGACUUGGAGAUGCUAGUAUAGCCUCACCAUUUACAUCUAAACUCUCUACCAUACUAUGUAUAUGUCAUAUAAUCAAACAAGGGCGCUGUACUCUGGUGACCACAUUACAGAUGUUCAAGAUUUUAGCACUGAAUGCUCUUAUCCUGGCAUACAGUCAGAGUGUGCUGUUUCUAGCAGGUGUCAAGUUCAGUGAUACACAGGCUACCAUGCAGGGCCUCCUUCUUGCAGGCUGCUUCCUCUUUAUUUCAAGGUCAAAGCCACUGAAGUACCUGUCGAAACAGCGCCCGUUACCUAAUAUAUUCAACUUGUACACUAUAUUGACAGUGCUGUCACAGUUUGCCAUACAUUUUGUAUCACUUGUGUAUCUAGUCCAAGAAGCUCAAAUACUCGAACCCAGAGAGGAGAAGGUAGAUUUAGAAGCAAAGUUUGCACCAAACCUUCUUAACACCACUGUGUAUUUCAUAUCCAUGUCUCUACAACUCUCUACAUUCGCUGUUAAUUAUAAGGGUGAACCAUUCAUGGAGAGUUUACGUAACAACAAACCAAUGUUAUAUAGUUUAUCAAUAUCUGGUAGUGCAAUUAUAGCUUUGGCAAGCGGACUUGUUCCUGAAGCUACAGAAUACUUUGAGCUGGUGCAUUUACCAGAUGAAUUCCGUAGCACAGUACUUGGUGUAGUAGUAGCAGAUAUGCUGGGAGCCUUUGUUAUAGACAGAACAUUACAGCUCAUAUUUGGAAAUGGAAAAGUAAAGAGAAGGUGAUGAUCUUUAUAUGCCGUAGGAAUCAUCUAUUUAUUUUCUUUCAAAUAUCAGUUUUUGGAAGGGCUUCGAAACCAGAACAUUCAUACGAGAAAAGUUGUUUGGAUAUAGUAUAGUCUUUACCAAGAACUGUAGAUGGAUUCAUUAAAAGACUGUCUUUACCAAUCACUUCUGAUGGAUUAAAUACAGACUGUCUUUAUCAAGGAUUUCCGAUGGAUUUAAUACAGACUAUACCAUCUUUACCAAGAACUGUUGGUGGAUUUAUUAGACUAUCUUUACAAAGUACUGUUGAUGGAUUAAAUACAGACUGUCUUUGCCAACUGUGGAUUCAUUAAUUAAAGACUGUCUUUACCUAGCACUUCUGAUAGAUUAAAUACAGACUGUCUUUACCAAGUACUGUUGUGUUCAAAAAUAGGGAUAAUUCUUUACUUCAGCUUGAGGAGAAAGAAGAUAGGUUUUUCAGGUUUUCAGGAGAUGUUAAGUUUUUAUUUUGGUGAAUUUACUUGUGACUAUCUUGAUUACGCAAUUUUUAUUCACAGCAGCUAAUCCAUGGUCAUGUGACAGUUGAUUUGUUAGUCAGGAAGUUUGAGCUUCUAUUGUAGUGUCCUUUCUCUGUCAUGUUGCCAGUUUUAAUAUUGAAAUAGAAUCUACCAAAAAAAACAGCUGGUGAAGAUUUCUAGAUACGAUGGAUACAUACUAUAAGCAGCCAUUUCAGGUCAGGAUCCUGUUAUUCUGAUAAAAUAAAAAUUAUCCUUUAUUUAGGUCAUGUGUUAUUGAAACACACCAGUACAUCGAAAUGUCAAUUUAAUGUUCUUUAAUCAGGUUCAUCAUGUGUUGGUUACAGUCAAGGUCAGACUUUUAUUAUCUCAUGCAGUAAAUAUGGUAACAUUUUUUUUCAGUUUUGCAAAAGAUAAUAGGUAAGAGCAGAUUUCUCGGAAGCACAGAGCACUUCCAAACUUUUAAAUGAGUUUUAAUGAAACUUCAUACUCAGACAUCAUGUACUGUAGAUGUGACUCACUUUUUUGUUAGGGUAUCUCUUAGCAUUGUAGAUUUACUGGCAUACUCACGAACACAGACAAAAUGUGUACAGUGGCAUUAUAAACAAUAAGAGUUUGUUGCAUAAACAACUUUUACACUUGCAAAAGGAUUCCAGAGAAUUUAAUAACAAGGUCACUAUGAAGUGUAGAUGUGCUUCACCUAUUUUUAAGUAUCAUUUAAAGGAUUGCAAAGCAGCUUUGUAUGUACGUGGUCUUAGACAACCCUUACCCUGCUAAAUUUCAAUAAUGAACUGGCCCAUCUUUCAAUUUGGACAGUACCAUUAACUGUUAAAAGGAGUACUUACCAAAAAGAUACUGACUGAAUGGCAAACAGUGCAGAUCUUGAUCAGACUGCAUAGAUGUGCAGGCUGAUCAUGAUCUGCAAUGGUCGGAAAAGCAGAAUCAAUUGUGUCCAGUAUGGUAAGAGAUAAACACACUGACAUAAGGAGUACAUUGGAGUUUAUGGCACAAACUAAUGUGGCAUUUUCAAAUAGAUUCCAGUGAAACUUCAUACAUAUGAUAAGCACGAAAUUUAGAAUUAGUUGAGACUUUACAGUUAUGCACCUGUAGACUUAGACAAAUGUGUACACUACAUGAUUGAUGCCUGGAGGUUUUCUUAUUUUGUUUGACAAAGCAGUAUUUGGGGGCAGUCUAAAAUCAAGUAUUUCAACUUAUCCCCAAAGUUACAAUUCUGUUUAAUGAUGAAGGAUAUGUAAUAUAUGCAUGCUGUGUUCAGAUAUUACUAACCUCCCUGCUUGUGAUAAAAGGGGAAGUUGUAGAAUAUAAAUCCACUAACAAAUUAUAUGUAGGAAAUGAUUAGUAUAUAAGCUAUUGUUAAAACAUUUGUCACCAAAUUAUUUUCUCAGCAGAAUCUUUGCAAAUUUACCAAAUCUACAUAUAAUGUACUUGUGAUUAAUUUUGAAUUAAAGUGUCUCUUGUAUCAAGAGCCAGUCCAUCAGUGCUCCAGACCUGAAAUUAAGACAUUCACGUGUGACAAUGGCUGUUUUUGCUUAUUAGACUGAAGGCAAUGUAGGUUUCACUCCAAGCUAAUAGAAGUGUAAGUUUGGUUUAAUUAUGCAUAGGUUAAUUAAGUCUCAUAAGAUACCAGCAUCCAAGGUUACAAGGCCACUCUCAAAAUAAAGCCUCGCCAUUGGUCAGUUUCAAAACUUUGCUCAGAAACAACCAAUCAGAUGCUGGAGUUUUGAGACUGGUCUCCAAUCUUAUAUACAUAGGACAUUUUCCUAGGGAGGUAAUUUAAGAGGUCAUAGAUAACUCAUAACUUUACAGGUGAUAGUAAGGUUGUUUAAAAAAUAUUUAGUGUCUCGUUUAGUAAUUGAUCCAUGUCACAUUUAUCUGCUAAUGUUAUUUUCAAGCAUUGCUGAGCUAUAUUUUAAUCAAAAUGGAAUGAGAUUUUGUGAACAUAUAAUUUAUCAUAAAAUUAAUACUAACUGUAAUAAAGACCAGCUGAUGGAUAGAGAUGUUUGAAAUCUGUAGAUAGAUACAAAACACUUUCUGUUUUUAUGCUAGAGAGUAUUUACAUAAUUUAUUGAAUACACUGGCACUUAUUUGUAAAGUAUUUUAGGUAUACUGUUGUUAUGACUGUCUGUAAUUUAUUAUAAAAGAUUAAAUAUGUAAAACAGACAA
Molecule: messenger RNA, 6195 nt
Organism: Mercenaria mercenaria
Lineage: Eukaryota; Metazoa; Mollusca; Bivalvia; Venerida; Veneridae
Product: endoplasmic reticulum transmembrane helix translocase-like
Exons: 26
Coding region: 20-3517 (1165 amino acids)
Biological process (GO): intracellular calcium ion homeostasis
Cellular component (GO): endoplasmic reticulum membrane
Molecular function (GO): ATP binding; ATP hydrolysis activity; P-type ion transporter activity
Source: RefSeq, a predicted model, not a curated record